Molecule: messenger RNA, 729 nt
Organism: Trichomonas vaginalis G3
Lineage: Eukaryota; Parabasalia; Trichomonadida; Trichomonadidae
Exons: 1
Coding region: 1-729 (242 amino acids)
Source: RefSeq, a predicted model, not a curated record
AUGAAUUUCGAUCAGUUCCUUGCUACCGUGAAGAAAUACGCAAUCAUUUUUGCCACAGGAUUUCUUGCUGGCGUAAUUGCAUACCUUAUUCAAUAUGUAAUUGAUCACAAGAGUAUUGAUUUGAAUCUUUAUAAAGAGUGUGAUCUUUACUUAAUGGGUUUAACAUGCGGAAUUUUGUACAUUAUCGAAACGCUAUGUGAAUACUGGCUCUUACAGAUCAAAUUCAUUAAGUCAAUCCAUGAUCAGCUCAGACCAGUUUUCUACUCAAUUGUUGCCAUUCUUGUUGUUGCAAUCCUCUAUGUUUUCACCAUCCCAUUCGUUCGCAUCUAUCACUUCCCCAAGGCUUACAAGGCUCUCGCUAAACAUGCUUCAAUUCCACGUAUUAUUGAUGCAUUGUGGGGAGGAUAUCAGAAAAAGUACACAAACACAGUCCCAUAUAUGAUGAUCAGAAUGCCAAUUGACUCUAUUUUCUGGAUCAUCCACUCAAAGUAUCUCAGAUCAGCUGGAAACAAGUAUGUUUCAGUUGCAGUUUAUGCCCUUUGCAUGGCUGUUUCUGCUAUUGCAGCAGGCUUAGCUGUUUAUCCAAUCGAAUCUACCCUCGCUGGCAAUAAGUUUGAUCAUUGCCUUCAUCUUGGCAUUGAAGAUGCCAUCGUUAUGAUCCCAAUAGUUGUUGUCCUCUCCCUCGUUGAUGGUGGCGAGAAGUCUGUCUCAUUCUCAUUAAGACUCUAA